Molecule: messenger RNA, 557 nt
Organism: Protopterus annectens (West African lungfish)
Lineage: Eukaryota; Metazoa; Chordata; Ceratodontiformes; Protopteridae
Product: saxiphilin-like
Exons: 4
Coding region: 1-486 (161 amino acids)
Source: RefSeq, a predicted model, not a curated record
AUGGAUGAAAGAUCAAUGACAUGUUUCUAUUACAUUUUACUGGCUUUGCUGUUUGCCAUAAAUACAUUUACUGCUGCAGAAAAUGGUGAUCAUACAAAAUGCCAAAAGGAAGCAAACAUGCUGUCAAUGCCUGGAGCCUUCAUACCACAGUGUGAUGAGAUGGGGAAUUAUCUUCCAAUGCAGUGUGAUGGUAACACUGGAUACUGCUGGUGUGUGAACAAGGAUGGAGAAAAAAUUGUAGGGAGUAAACGUCUUGGAGAAGUAAACUGCAAAGGACAUUUUGGAAAGACAAAGUGUCAGCAUAAAGCAUCACGCAUACCAUCUGGGGGACAAAAGGUAUACAAGCCACAGUGUGAUGAGAUGGGGAACUAUCUACCAAUGCAAUGUCAUCCAAGAACUGGUGACUGUUGGUGUGUGGACAACAGUGGCUCAAAGACUGCAGAAAAAGAACCACAGGAGAAAGAAACCUGCAGAAAAGAACUGUAACAUCUGAAAUUCUGUCCUGUGAGAACCAACAGAAGAAACAUGAUACAAGGAAUGAAUAUCUGCUAUGUAAG